GCGGCUUCCAUAGUCUCAGGCCUCGAGGGCAUCCGCCCAGCUCAAGUGUCGUAAGGACACGCACACAGCCGUAUCAUGAAAAUUCCCCACAAGCUGCUCGAACGUGAGUAGCAUCGCAGUCUUCUGACGAAGAUCUGAUAGGGUGAACAUGGCGGAUAGUGGGGAUAAAUCCCAGGGCAUGCGCCCGCCACCCUUUGACAGCCGUGGUCACCCUCUCCCCCGACGUGCUUCCCCAGACAAAUCAAUAACACUUGAAAAUCACCGCCUUGCGCGAGAUGCUAGCAGCAGAGUUACUUCAUCUUCCGCACUGGGAGUGACCGAAUCCCAACCCCAACUCAGGAGCUCGCCCACCCGAAGGAAUUCGUCUGGAGAGAGUGAGCCCACGAAUUGGUUUAAUCAAUCCAAUCGUAACCCUGCCGCGGCCUUUCAUGACGAGAGCCACAUCAUGGAAGUCGAUCCUCCUUUUUAUCAAAAGGAGACUGACUCUUCCAACGAGGAAUCCAGGUAUCCGCCUGGACGAAACCCCGUACAUCCGCCCGGUGGUGUCCAGUUACCCGGGUUCCGCCCGGUUGCUGCGCACAGCAGCGCCGCCGAUGAUUACCGCAGUGUCAUUGACGACUUGACUGUCGAAAACAAGCGGCUGAAGGAGGAACUGAAGAGGUAUAAGCAAUUUGGUUCCGACGUGAUGAGGAAAGAGAAGUUGUUUGAGAUCAAGGUACAUGGCUUACCUAGAAGAAAGAAACGUGAGUUGGAGGCAACGCUCCGCGACUUUGCUGCCAGUCUCGGGGACUCGAGCGAAUCGACAUCGCAGAGGAGAAAGACUGGCAGACAUGGAACGGCCGUUCACUCGUCUGGGGUAUCGUUGUCGAAACACGAUUCGUCGUCAUCGUCGCGCAGUCGUCCUGUCGAUUCUGCAUACAACUCUAUGUCGACGGGCCGUAGCUCUCAUGCGCCCCACUCUUCCGGUCCGUCGCUCGGACGACCUUCGCUGACCAGGGCCAAAUCCGUCGGGACCCAAAAGGUAGAACACUAUCUCCGCGACACGCCCGAUGGCCUGCUUCCUCACCAUAUUGUCAUGACCGACAAGGAGAAGAAGAAGCUGGUUGUCCGACGCUUGGAGCAACUGUUCACCGGAAAGAUCAGUGGACGAAACAUGCAGCGCAACCAGUCGAUGCCGAGCAUGGAUGCACCACUCGCGCCGGAAGGAACCAACAUGGCUCCCCCUCGCCCCCCUCCGGAAGGAUUGCGCGAAGCUUGCAUCCAACUACAGGAUGGAGACAACCCGCAGAAGAACCGUUCCUCCAAAGACAAUGGUUCUGCAUCCAACUCGGGUGGCGAUCAAACCGAACUUGGCGGAACUGGGACUGGAAGUGGAGAUGGAAGUGGAAGCGGCGGUCGCACUGGUAACAACACCUCGCCCCCGGGAGCUAUUGCACCGGACCAACGACCAACCAGGCCCCGUGAUUUGGACCCUGAUCGAGUCCAGAUACCAUCCGAGAAUAUGGACUACAUCCGUCAUUUGGGCCUGGUAUCUCCCGAGUUCUUGCAGGGAAGCCGGACCAGCUAUCAAGAUGUCGCUCCGGAUGCGGAAGGCUGGGUGUAUCUCAAUCUGCUUUGCAACCUCGCCCAGCUGCACAUGGUGAACGUAACGCCGAGUUUUAUUCGCCAAGCCGUCUCCGAAAAGAGUACAAAGUUUCAGCUGUCUGCUGAUGGCCGGAAAAUUCGCUGGCGUGGCGGAACCGAUGGAACCAAGUUCAGCAGUGACAGCAGCGAGGACAAGUCCCAGAAAAGCCCUCUGACAGAAGAUACCGAGGACGGCUCGGAUAAGAAUGGUCGUAGAAAGAAGCGGAAGACGCAGCAGGCGACUUCAGAGAUUGGGAGGUUCGGUCCCUCAAGGUCUCCUUCGGACACCUUCCAUUACAAACCGAUGUUUGUACACCGCAAUUCAUCAUCGAUCGAGACCUCUUUGGAGGAGUCGAUGUCACAAGGCUCAGAGGAUGCUGUCGAUGAGAGCAACAUGGGUAACUCGAAGUGGGAUUUUAGCGGAUCGGGGACAACGCAACAACGGAGGAAGCGUCGAUAUGACGGCGCCAUCGUUUACUACACCGGCGCUCCGUUCUGCACCGAUCUUUCAGGAGACCCUGGCGAUAUGUCGCCAACAGUGCAAAUGACGGCCGGCCGCGAGGUCGAAGGAUCCGGAUCUGGUGAUGAAGUUGAACAUGUGCUGCACCGGACGUUGUCUGGAUCGUCUCUUCCCAUUAGGCCGCUCAGUGAUGAUCGGGCCCGCGUGGCCGAGGCGUUGGACUUUGACCCCGGAAACCCGCCUGAUCUCGUGGCCGACGACGGUUCCUCGCCCAAUGACGAGGAUUUCGUCUUCCCAUGGUGCGAGGAUCCUGCCAAGGUUCGAAUUCAGCCUAUUGCCAAAGAAGUCAUGGAACCCUCUGGUCUUGGUGGAGUACUUCCUGACGACCACUUUGUCAUGCUCGUCACCACUCGCCGCGUCAUCAGACCUAUCUUGCAGCGGCAGUUGUCACGCUCGACAACAUCGGAAGACACGGCUGAAUUCAUCGCCGAACGCUUGGCAGCGAUAAGAACGUCGUCGCCUCUGCCUCCUCGCAGUCACAGGCUGACUGUCGCGCCGUUACAGGUUGAAUACGUCUCUGGGCAAUUCCGACGGCUGAAUCCAGCCUCACUCCCUCCUCCGGCAAUAUUCUAUCCCCCGUUCAGUACCGAUUCCAGCUGGGACGAUGGCGAUGAUCUAGCUUCGGAUGAUGAAGAAGUGGAGGAGGUGGAGGAAGAUUCUUACUCUGAGGGGCAGAUCUCGCGCCGAGCAAAUCCUCAUUUCUCGGACAACAACACGUACAUGCGGAAGGACGAUUUGGCGUUUGAUACCGAGACUGAUGUGCGGAUGGACAGCGACGACAAUCGCAUGUCGGACAGCGGCCACAACAUGCGGUCGAUGAUGCCGCGGGCAGGAGCGGUGGAUGGGGACGACAGCCCAUUGGCAGCCGUCACCGGAAAAGAGGUGGACUUGCUGCACACUGGCAGCUCGGUUGCAACCGCUGGUGGGGCAGAGAGUGGCUAUAGUAGCUCGAUGGAGGACGUCUCAUCCUCGUGAGACCUGAGUGGGUAUUUUUCCUAUGUGAGAAGAAGACGCGGAGAGCAUACGAGAGCAAAAGGGACGCAUUGCGGCUGGUGUCAGGAAAUUAGGUACCGGUAUUCUCGAAUUUUUGGCUUUGGCGAGCAAGCGGGUUGUCUCGAGCGCGCGGUUCUUUGCUUUUGCCAUUUUUGGGGGAG
Molecule: messenger RNA, 3297 nt
Organism: Neurospora hispaniola
Lineage: Eukaryota; Fungi; Ascomycota; Sordariomycetes; Sordariales; Sordariaceae
Product: period clock protein
Exons: 1
Coding region: 149-3118 (989 amino acids)
Biological process (GO): circadian rhythm; regulation of DNA-templated transcription
Cellular component (GO): nucleus; cytoplasm
Source: RefSeq, a predicted model, not a curated record